Babesia bigemina is the source of this 1095-nucleotide messenger RNA. RefSeq names its product ribosomal protein S18, putative. Gene Ontology annotation, cellular component: ribosome; mitochondrial small ribosomal subunit. NCBI's taxonomy places the organism in Eukaryota, Apicomplexa, Aconoidasida, Piroplasmida, Babesiidae. The transcript is spliced from 7 exons. Gene Ontology annotation, molecular function: structural constituent of ribosome; small ribosomal subunit rRNA binding. The record is from RefSeq and is a predicted model, not a curated record. The coding region runs from base 1 to 1095 and encodes 364 amino acids. Gene Ontology annotation, biological process: translation.
AUGGCACCACUGUGCGACAUAAGGCCUUAUGCGGCACUUAUUCGAAGAUUUUGCGCCGCGUCGGCACGACCAGGCUCCACGCAGCCGUCUAAAAAUCCGCCGACGUCGGACAUGAGCUUCGAGGAGAUCUUUGCCAAGGCCAAACCCACGCAGCAACACAAGAUUAGUGAGGAGGGCUCGUACGACGCGCUCUACCAGGAGUGCAUGUCAGAUAUAUAUCGCAGGCGAGCUGAAGCCGAUGGUUACACAGACGAGACGCGAGACUCACCAGAAGUGCUUGAAUUCACGCGCAAGGAGCGUGAAAUCACUAGAGCAAUAUUCAAGAGGGCCAAUCCGUGCCAACACGUCAUGAUGCAACAGCUGAUGCCCAAACUCGACCAAAGAAACGAGUACAUCGAUCCCUACUGGGAUCCAUUCAAACGUCUGGAUGGGUUAAAGUUGCAAGUGGCAGCGGAGUUCAACGACCUUGCCAGACUCAUCAGCGCUGCGGAGGUGCGUAAACAACGGAAAAUGAUAAGAGACGCCGCUGAAAGUUUCGACAAGUUUGGCGACCCUUACGCGAACGAAAGCGAGCCUAAGGAGGCGUCGGAACCGCUGGCUAGUAACCUAAACGAUCGCUUCUGGGACCCAGACGUCGACCGCCGCCUGGUUUUACAGAACAAUAGACGACCAUUCUCGUUCAGAGGUCGGGCCGCUACAAAGUGUAUUAACGCUUUGACAGACCUACACGUGCUACACAACUUCGUGGCGGAGAAUGGGCAAAUACUGCCGCGAAGGUUGACCUUCGCAACGAGGCAGCAGCAGAGACAAAUCUUCAAGGCCAUACGAGUGGCACGUCAAAUGGCGCUUUUUCCUUACGAAUGGAAGCCACGAUAUCGGGACAGGAUACCGCUUAUGGACCCGCAACAGUACCUGGCUGACGAACUGUUCCACCGGUACGCAUACCUGGGAGAUCUCCGAGCGAAGGCUAUGCUACACGUUGUAAUGAGAAAAUACCCACACGUAAAUUGCUUUAGGUUUCUCAAGCACGAGGCGCAACGAUUCACAAACGGCGCCAACUUCAAGGAGACCCUCGACGAGCACAGAAAUAACUAG